AUGCGGAUAUUUCCUACAAUUCCUCUCGUAGCUGUUAUUUCAUUAUGGAUUUCCAUUGUGUGUGCUGCACACAAUAAUAGAGUGACUAUUAGUAAUGGAAUACUGGAAGGAUCUCUGCUGCAAUCGAGAAAAGGAAGAGUCAUCAAUGCAUUCAGGGGUAUUCCAUAUGCUCGUCCUCCAUUAGGACGUCUACGAUUCCAGCCGCCUCAACCUGCUACUUCCUGGAGAGGAGUUCGUUUAGCGACAACGGAGAGAGCACAGUGUCUGCAGAAAAUUGAUAUCUCCUCAGAUAUGACCACUGCAGGUUCAGAGGACUGUCUAUACAUAAAUGUUUACACUCCCAAUUUGCCGAACCCCGCGGGAAGAAAUGCUUCUCAACGUUAUGCUGUCAUGGUUUGGUUUCAUGGUGGAAGUUGGACGGGAGGCAACUCAUCUCUGUAUGGCCCAGAAUACCUCCUCGAUCAUGAUAUUGUCUUGGUCACCAUGAACUACAGAUUGGGACCCCUUGGUUUUCUGAGCACAGCAGACAGAAUUAUUCCAGGAAAUUAUGGUUUGAAGGAUCAUGUGCAAGCCCUUCAUUGGGUCCGAAGAAACAUUGCAGCAUUUGGCGGUGAUCCGAAGAAAGUAACAAUAAUGGGUGAAAGUGCGGGAGCUACGGGUGUACAUUAUCUGAUGUUGAGUCGACAGGCUAAAGGACUCUUUCAUCAAGCGAUUUCUCAGAGUGGCACAGCUCUCAAUCCUAGCGCGUUCAAUACGAUUAAAAUUGCAAGAGAAAAUGCUCAUCGUCUUGCCAGGAACCUCAGUUGUCCAACAGACACCUCUGAAAGACUUCUUCAAUGUCUACAAAUAAGAGAUCCUAGGGAAAUCACUGCAAUGUCUGGAACAUGGCCGAUGAGUUCCGAUGCAUUAUUCAAUGUCGGUAGCGCCACUUCAGUGAAAGAACAUCUCCGUAAAAGAAGUCCUAUUUAUUAUUACUAUUUUGCAUAUAGUGGAGAUAUGAAAAAUCCUCUCAUUCGCGGUAAUCCUGAAAAUGACUUCGGCGUCGGUCAUGCUGAAGACCUUAUGUAUCUAUUCCCAAUGAAUCGAAUACUUUUUCCCAAUAGCACCAUGAGUGUGAGGGACUUUCAGAUGGUUGAUGCUAUGACGACUUUAUGGACUAACUUUGCAAGAUUUAGGAAACCGGUACCAAUGCGUACGUCACAGCUCCCCGUGAUAUGGGAGCCCGUCAGAACCAAUUCACUUGAGAACUUCGUCAUUAGGAGUCCCACGAGGUUCGAGAUGGCUAAAGAUAUGUUCAGAGAUAUGCUCAGUCUGUGGUUGAAUUUCCCCUGCCGUGCUGGUUUGUCUCGUUCAAGCAGUUCGCUCAGUGCUUAG
Molecule: messenger RNA, 1374 nt
Organism: Diachasma alloeum
Lineage: Eukaryota; Metazoa; Arthropoda; Insecta; Hymenoptera; Braconidae
Product: esterase FE4
Exons: 6
Coding region: 1-1374 (457 amino acids)
Source: RefSeq, a predicted model, not a curated record